CAACCAUAUGAGUCCUCAAAUUUUGUCAACAAUAAUAAGUUGCCUGCCAAGAAGCUGUCCCAUUUUGACUUCUCUUCUUCCUUGAACGAUCCGAUCAACAAAUCUCCAUUUUUAGGAGCAGGAAAUAAGCUUCCCCCCAAGCGCUCUCUUCCUUCUUCUCCUCCGAAGAUUUUCAACUCCGUAUUAGGUGAGGCAACAUGGCGGUGACCCCAACACGAAUCGGACUUGCUGGCCUAGCUGUAAUGGGGCAAAACCUUGCGCUGAACAUAGCCGAGAAAGGGUUCCCUAUCUCUGUCUACAACAGAUCAACCUCCAAAGUUGAUGAGACCGUGGAACGUGCCAAAGCAGAAGGCGAUCUUCCUCUCUAUGGUUUCCACGAUCCCGAAUCCUUUGUUAAAUCCAUCCAAAAGCCUCGUGUCAUCAUCAUCCUCGUCAAGGCCGGUUCGCCAGUUGACCAAACCAUCAAAACCCUUUCAACCUAUCUGGAGAAAGGAGACUGCAUCAUUGAUGGUGGCAAUGAGUGGUACGAGAACACAGAGAGGAGAUCCAAGGAAGCAGAAGAACUGGGCUUGCUUUAUCUUGGAAUGGGUGUUUCCGGCGGCAAAGAAGGGGCCCGGCAAGGCCCAUCGCUAAUGCCCGGCGGCUCCUUUGAAGCCUACAAACACAUUGAAGACAUCUUACUCAAAGUGGCAGCCCAAGUUCCAGACAGUGGCCCUUGUGUGACUUACAUCGGCAAGGGCGGUUCUGGAAACUUUGUUAAGAUGGUUCACAAUGGGAUUGAAUACGGCGACAUGCAAUUGAUUGCAGAAGCUUACGACGUUUUGAGAUCCGUGGGAAAGCUUUCUAAUGCCGAACUGCAUGAAGUUUUCUCAGAUUGGAACAAAGGGGAGCUGCUGAGCUUCUUGGUCGAAAUAACUGCUGAUAUAUUCGGAAUCAAGGACGACAAGGCGGAUGGGUAUUUGGUGGAUAAGGUUUUGGACAAAACGGGCAUGAAGGGUACCGGGAAGUGGACGGUUCAGCAAGCCGCCGAGCUGUCGGUUGCCGCCCCGACCAUCGCUUCUUCCUUGGACUCGCGGUUCCUCAGCGGGCUGAAGGACGAGCGGGUCGAGGCCGCCAAGAUAUUCAGAUCCGGCGGCAUCGCUGAUGUCAUCGCCGACCAGGUUGUUGUGGACAAGAAGCAGCUGAUCGACGACGUGCGCAAGGCGCUCUAUGCAUCCAAGAUAUGCAGCUAUGCCCAAGGGAUGAAUCUGAUCCGCGCGAAGAGCAUCGAGAAAGGGUGGGAUCUGAAGCUGGGCGAGCUGGCGAGGAUCUGGAAGGGCGGGUGCAUUAUCCGGGCGGUGUUUCUUGACCGGAUCAAGAAAGCCUACGACCGGAACCCGGAUCUCCGGAACCUUCUAGUGGACGAGGAGUUCGCCAAGGAGAUAAUCGAGCGGCAGCCCGCGUGGCGAAGAGUCGUUUGCCUCGCUGUCAGCUCCGGGAUUAGCAUCCCGGGCAUGUCCUCAAGUUUGGCUUACUUUGACACAUACCGGCGGGAAAGGCUUCCCGCCAAUCUGGUGCAGGCUCAGCGGGAUUACUUCGGGGCCCACACGUACGAGAGGACCGACAUGCCGGGUUCGUUCCAUACGGAGUGGUUCAAGAUUGCCAAGCAAUCAAAGAUAUGAUUUUUCUUGCACCCUCUUCUGGCAUUUGGAUGAACUGGCGGUGAUGCUUUUGUACUCUGAAUAAGGAUUCUUUGUGACCAGAAUUGUUAGAUUCAAAUACACUUGGAAUGUAUGCAAUUUAUUGAAGUUUGUUUUUAUUUUGUGAACUAUUUGUAAACCAAACCAUCUUUUUUUUUUUAAUCUCUCAUUCAAUAAAAGUAUCUCAGCUAC
Cuscuta campestris is the source of this 1871-nucleotide messenger RNA. Lineage: Eukaryota; Viridiplantae; Streptophyta; Magnoliopsida; Solanales; Convolvulaceae. The record is from the annotation of a GenBank genome assembly.